This is a messenger RNA of Rotaria sp. Silwood2, 1110 nucleotides long. Lineage: Eukaryota; Metazoa; Rotifera; Eurotatoria; Philodinida; Philodinidae. The record is from the annotation of a GenBank genome assembly.
AUGAAUAUAACUGAAACUAUUCCAACAGCAGCAACGACGGCAUUAACUUUGAAAACUUCAAGUCAAGAUGCUCAAGCUAGUUGGUACGAAUUUCUUUCACCAACACAAGUCUUGACUGGACAACAACAACAACCACAAGAAGAUGAUAAAGAGAAAAAGAAGAAAAAAUGCCGCGAUCCAGAAAUACAUACAGAACUAGUUCAGUCAAACGCAACUCUUCAGCAAAACCAGAAACAAAUAAAAGAGGAUACAAAUGAUGAAAUACAAGUCCAUAUACCAGUUGAUAGAGUUUCUCAAUCGACACAGCAUAAAGAUAAACAUCAUGAUAGUCCAGUAAAUGAAUCAAUUAAACGUGAAAGAAAUGAAAUAUCAACAAAAGCACCAUCGAAUACAAUUGAUAAAUCUUUAAGUCAAUUAUCUCUUUCACAACCAUCACCGAAGAAACAAAAGACGAUAAAUAAUCAAGUUGAUCAAAUUGAACAAGUAACAACAAAUGGAACAUCAAACAAGAAAAAUUCGAAAUCCAAAAAACAAAUUAAUCAUAAUAAUGACGAUUCUUAUAUGCCUGAUUAUUUAAAAGUAAAAAAUCGUAUAUUUACACAAAUGUUAAUUAGUUCAUUAGGAGGUGCUGAUAAAAUUGUUAAACGAUUAAAUACAAGUGAAAAAAUUAAUUAUAUUCCUCAAUAUGCUUAUUUAAUUCAUCGUCUAUUCUAUGUACAGUUACAAGAAAGCCAAUGGAAGUAUUAUUAUGAUAUUGGUCUGAAAGAUAAUAUUUGGUCAGGACGUGUAUCUAAAAAAUGGGCUGCUAUGACUACAUCGCAAGCAUUACAACAUUUUGGUAAUCAACCAUUACCUCAAUGUAUGUCAGAAAUGAAUCCUCCAUUUAAUUUUACAACAAUGUCAGCAAUGAUUACAGCUGUUGUACGUAAAGGUCAACAUAAAUUAAAACAACAAUUUGAAUAUAAUAAAAAUAUGUUAAAAUUAAACUCAACAGAUCAUUGUCUAGUACAAAGUGUUUAUGAUUUCAAACCAAAUCAACAACAAAUUCGUUCUAUUCGUAAUCUAUGGAAAGCAAUCUAUAAUAAAAAAACAAAUGGAAGAACAAAUUGA